AUGGAUUUGUCUAAACGAUUAAUUAUUACUCAACCAAUGUAUUUCAGUGAACCUUCUAGGGACUGUGGAUAUUGUAAAGGUGUCAAACAAGAUGAUUCUCAAUACUAUUCACUAGAUUCAUGGGAGACUAGUAAAGGAAAAACUGGGGAUACUCACUACAAUUGCACUAUGGGAUUCCAUUGUGAAUCUAUGUCUGUGAAGAUGUAUGAUAAACUAUGUAAUAAUGGUUUUAGACGGUCUGGUACCUUUUUAUAUAAACCUGAUUUAUUAAGGUCGUGUUGUAGACUAUUUACAAUAAGAACUACACCAGAUCAAGUGACUCUAACCAAGGAAUUAAAAAGUUGUGUGAAGAGGUUUAAAAAAUAUGUUGGUGUUUCGGCUGAUGCUAAUACUUCAAGGAAAAAUAAGCCGUUUGAUUAUAUAGAUAUUAUAUUGAAUACUCAGAUUCGAUCUAAACGGUUUUACACAAGAUUUGAGCCUGCCAUUUUUACUAAGGAAAAAUAUCAAUUGUUUGCCAAAUAUCAAGAAAAGGUGCACAAUGACUUUAAACACAGCGAAAGUGGGUUUAAACGAUUUCUAUGUGAUGCCCCAUUUGAUGAUAAUGUAAUUCAAGGUACAAAUGAGGAAUGGGAAUCCUUAAAUAGUAUCUUCACCUCAAAGGAGACUAAGGUAAAGGCAUAUAGACUAGGUCCUGUACAUGAAUGUUAUUAUUUUGAUGAUAAAUUAAUUGCCAUUGGGGUUCUUGAUUUCAUGCCAAGUGGUAUUUCUUCGGUCUAUUUUAUUUGGGAUCCGGAUUACAAACAUUGGUCCUUAGGUAAACUAAGUGCUUUAAAAGAAUUGACAUUAUUGUCACAGAUGGGAUUACCCUAUUAUUAUCUAGGUUAUUACGUAGAUGAUUGUCCAAAGAUGAAUUAUAAAGCAGGUUAUGGUGGUGAAUUGUUAGACAUUGUUAACUUGAAGUAUGUACCAUUAAACUAUUUAAAGACAAAAAAAAUUAUAGAUGGUGGUAAACUUUUCAUUAUGAGAAAUUUUGAUAAGAACGUUUUAUCUGAAAAUACAAUCAAUAUGAAUGUGUCACUGGAUAAGAUUGGUGUGAAUGAAUUUCCAACGAUGAAAGAUUUAGAUAAUUUAAAUAAUGUAGCUGAAAAAUUAUAUGGGCUGCAUCCUGGUAGUGGUGAAUUUAACGAUUUAUCGAAGAUCAUUCAAGAAUUAAAAAAAUUGGGUGUCUGUUAUACAUUAGAUUUGCAAGAUGAUAUUUUAGAAUUUGUAAGACGUUAUAAAUUAGACAAAUAUAGAGAUGAGAUAGAAGAUAAAAUGGAUGAAGAAUGGGAAAGCGAAGUGGGAGAAGAGGAGAUACAUAAUUAUAUUGAUUCUCGAUUGAAGUUUCCUAAUGUGGUCCCUGGGUUGAUUCCGUUGGCUGAAUUACUAACCAUGAUAAAGGAAAAUAAACUCAGCGAAUUAAAUGGUAGAUUAUUUCUUUUUGAUUUGGCAGUGCAUAGAAUCAGGCCUAUUUUCAAUAUACUUGAAGAAUCCCCUGAGAUUCUUACCAUGUUAUGCAAUUUAGUCAGAGUCCUGGGAUUAGAGAUGGCAAAAAAAUGCUUGGUUAUUCUUAAUUAG
Messenger RNA from Arxiozyma heterogenica, 1617 nucleotides. RefSeq names its product arginyltransferase (gene ATE1). Gene Ontology annotation, biological process: protein arginylation. Gene Ontology annotation, molecular function: arginyl-tRNA--protein transferase activity. NCBI's taxonomy places the organism in Eukaryota, Fungi, Ascomycota, Saccharomycetes, Saccharomycetales, Saccharomycetaceae. Gene Ontology annotation, cellular component: cytoplasm. The coding region runs from base 1 to 1617 and encodes 538 amino acids. The record is from RefSeq and is a predicted model, not a curated record. The transcript has a single exon.